Messenger RNA from Pelobates cultripes (western spadefoot toad), 5730 nucleotides. The record is from the annotation of a GenBank genome assembly. NCBI's taxonomy places the organism in Eukaryota, Metazoa, Chordata, Amphibia, Anura, Pelobatidae.
AUGUUCCAGCGUUUCACCAGACUCUUCUUCAACGAGGGACCAGCCAGCGAUCCCGAAGAACCAAAAGCCAUUGUGGCAGAUGAAGAGGAUGAUGGGUGGCUAAUUAUUGAUAUCAAUGGUGAGCCCAAAAAAAAAAAAUCUGUUUUCCAUAGUUAGCAGCAACCCGUUGCACUACCUACCAAAACCCUUCCUCUGCAGGGACUUAACUUGCUGUGAACCGUAUUUCCCUUUAAAACAGACUUAUGUUACAUCAAUGAUGUUGUCAUAUUCUGAUAGAGCAGUGAACAUUGCUUUUUAUUUAAUUAUGAUUUAACAUUUGUAUAACGUCAAAAACACACACGCUUAAAGUCUAAGCUCAUAUAAAAUAUAUUAAAGUUUUGGUUAGGGAUAACUUUUUAUUUAGCCAGUGACAUAGAUACAGAUGGUAUCCCACUCACCACCACACGUGUGUCUUGCUUUAUAAACCCAAGGCAUUAUGGGAGAAUUAAUCACCUGAUUAACACACAUACCUGCAGGUUCUGGAGGUGGCCUGGAAAAUAAACAGAUUAAUAUACUCACUUUAACAAAACUCAAUGGUAAUAGGCCAAUUAAUCAUUGAACUGUUCUUGAAAUGUCAAGAAUCAAGAAAUCCAUGUUUCACUUAAAGGAACACUAUAGCAUUCGGGAUACACACCUGUAUUACUAACGCUAUAGUGUUCCUGUCCCUAGUUCUAUAGGUCCAUCCAACCCACCCCCUGGGGAAUAAAGGGUUAAACAUACUUUUUUCCUUACCUUAAUAUCCAGCGGCAAAACGUCUUCAGCGCUGGUUACGUCUCCUCCCGCCGUGAUGUCAUGGCAGUAGCCGAACCCAAUGCUCGUGAUGUGCGUGCAGUAAAGCUCCCCCGUAGGAAAGAAUUGAAUCGAGGAUUUCCCAUGGGGAAUUUGAAGACGUUUGUUGCAAAGCGCGAGGACGUCCAACGUCAUUUCACAUAGUAAAACUCCACUAGGAAGUGCCCUAGUGGCUGUCCAGAAGACAGCCACUAGAGGUGGACUUAACAUUGCAGUGUAUACAUUGCGGUUUCUCUGUUUAACCCUGCAAUGUGAAACAUUGCUGUUUCAGACAGAACCACUGCACCCAGACCACUUCAAUGAGAUGAAGUGGUCUGGGUGCCUAUAGUGUCUCUUUAAUCCUAUUCAUUACGCUGUAAUGAAAAGGGUUAAUGGAAACAGGGAGUUACAGUUGCAGAGAUUUUUGGAAAAUACUAAAACUGUAUGUUUACUCUCUGUUUGUGAAGCUACAUUCUAGAAGAAUCAAUUUGUAGUUCUCUCUCAUAGCUUCGAAUUAAUGAAAAGCCAUGCUGUUUCCAUAAUUUCUUUCCCUGAACAUUCUACUACUAGACCUGGCUUGGAGUUUAUAUUAUGUGCACAGCACCAGGGUUGGCUGAGAAUUUUUCAGAUUUGCAGCAGACAGGAAAUUCAAGGGAGAGAAUUUUGUUCCUUUUUUUAAUAUGUACCUAUUUACCUUCACCUUAUAAUGCAUUUAAUUCAUAUAGUAAUUCAUUAAAAAGUGUGAUCUGUUCCAGCCUAGAGAAUCCCUUUAAUAAAACUUAAACCAAAUAAUACAAAUGAAAUAUUGACAAACAUAAUAGAUCUACGUCACUGCUUUAUCAGAAUAUAACCAUAUCCCACGUAUCAUAGGUACACUUUUCAAAAUGUUUGGACUUUAAUUUGCACGUUUUCAGUUGCCAUUCGGUUUGAUAAUAUAUGAAGAUAUGGAAAUAAUGCAUUAACAGAGUAAUGACAAAUAACCAUUGUCAUUUCAAGUAACCCGUCAUAAUUACAAGCAUGAUAUAGUAGGUGCACACAAACUACUAGAACCAUAAUCUGCUAGCACAAAAUGGCUGCUUACAAGUGGCAUCUUAUUCUUUCAUACAUAUACAAAAGUAGCCUGAAAUGGCAGGUAGACUCAAGAUACAUCUUAUAUAGCUAAUAAUGCCUGUUUUAUCCCUUGGGUAUCUAUCACUUUAAGGGUUUCUGAAUCGUACCCCAGAGGUCAGUCUUAAAUUAGCAUUGGGCCAAGCAUGACCCCUCCAAGACACUUGAUAUUGUGUUGAAUAAGUAGGUGUCAAGGCUGCACAUAUGAAGAUGUAUUUAACCACGAUUCUAGGCAGCCUGACUUUUUAAAGAGACUAUUGCUUAUACAGUUGUUCUAUUGUCAGUCAGAACAGUAAAUACUGAAGCAGCAAACUGGCCGUGUAAAGAGGAUACGAAUGUAAACAAGAGAGAUAAGUUGCAUAACAGACUGCGUUAUUAAUUAUCCUUCCCCUUGUUUUACUGGUGUGAUUAAUAGAAUGGUGGAAAAUAUCCACUCCCUCAUUUUUUUUGAAUGAGCAGUUUCUGUGCCAUUACAGCAGCGAAGAGAUGGUUACUAUACCAUUCCUCAGACUUCCUGAGUGUUUUGGGUCCUCAUAGUUAAGUUUUUAUAUGGAAACUGAUAAAACCUAAAGCAUUGUGGGUUUAUGAGGCACUGGUUAAGAAGUCAAAAAAUUACAGGGUUCACAGACGCCAUCACUAACCUAGGCAGAUACAAGUUGCAGGUUAUAUUAUGCUUGAUUUGUGUAGAUAGAAUGACUAGACGACCCCCUUUAUAAAAGGUACAUAUUGCAGCAUAACACCGAUACAAUGCUAGUCUUUAGUGUGCAAUAGAAAUAGAAAUAGUAUUGGUAGAUAAGACUUUUUGAACAAUCCAAUACAUCCGUUUCCAUCGGAGUCCUGUGAAAGGUGAGAUUUUGUUCCAUAACUUAUAGCGACUUCUGUAUAUUUCAAACCCCUGGCAACUGUAAGAAUACUGGGAAAGAGUACAGUUAAAGUAGAAAAGGGAAUUGUCAAAACGUAUAAUAAAUCUUUUAGAUACAAACAGAUGGGUAAGUCCAUGCGGAAGGUCAACUGGUUCACAUAUAGACAUUCUAACUCCUAAGUUCUCAGUCAAUCCUGAAGGCUUGUCAAUUUUGCAGGUUCCUAAAGUCUCCAGCUAUGAACACAGGUGGGAUUAGUAAAUUUACUGUAAUCCACCUGUGCUUUUAUAGCGGGGAUCUCAAACCUUGUGAAGUCUGUGAUCUGAGAACUUAAGGCUUAGUGUUUUGUUUUUUUUCCAACUUUUGGACCUACUAAUGUGCUGCUUUCUCUCUUGGCUGGAAAUUUACAAAAAUCCAUAUGUGAAUGAAGGCAUUAAUAACCCCAAAGAGGUCAAAUCAUAUUCUAAACUAAUAUCGCCUUCCUUAUCAUUUUUCCCAUCCCACCCUUCUCCUUGGCAAUGUAUGCGUGUGGUCUUCCAUCUUUUCUUUCUCCUAUGGCAUGGAUUAUUCCCUUCCUAAUUGGACUCCUUCUCCAUAUCAGAUAGCUAUGCCUUGACCUUCAGUGAGGAUGAUGGGUCACGAGGGCCGGAGGAUGAAAACCCUCCCAGCCCAUUGCCCCACUCCCUAGCUGAGAGGAUUGGCUGGUCCAUCCCACCCCACCCACCCCACUCGAUGGACGAGAGCUGGUUUGUUACCCCUCCCCCCUGUUUCACCGCAGAGAGUUCGGGCCACACCGAGGUUGGAAGUAGUCCAUUGGAAGACCUGCUGAUAGAGCAUCCAAGCAUGUCGGUGUAUAUUACCAGUGGAAGCAUUGUGGUGGAACAAGACACUUCCGAAGUAAUCAGAGACCGGUAAGAACAAAGCAAAACUGUGACCUGUCUAUUGUAGUAUAUGUGCAUAUGGUUAAAAGAAGGCCCCUGUGUGUGUGUAUGAUUAAUGUGUAAGAGUGUGUGUGUAUGUAUGUAUGUAUGUAUGUAUGCGUGUGUGUGUGUGUGUAUAUAUAUAUAUAUAUAUAUAUAUAUAUAUAUAAAAGGGGUUGAAGCUAAUUUUUUUAACACUUUUUUUAUUGUGAAUUCUAAAUACACAUGUGUCAAGCAUAGUUUCAGCUACAGGAAGUUUUGAAGCUAAUUUUUUAAGUAUUUUUAGCAAAUGAUGUAGACCUGCUUGCCAUAGAACAUAACAUAUUAAGUGUGUUCUGGAUAAGAACUUAAAACCCACCUUCUUUCAUGAGUCAUAACAUGGCUAUAAAAAGCUACAAUAUAAUCUGCCAGUUAUGAAUUGGAGGUGAUGUCAAUAAUUAAAAAAUAUAAUGUUAAUUAUUAUUAUUUUAUUACUAUUUAUAUAGCGCCAGCAAAUGCCGUAGUUCUGUACAAUGGAAUGGUAGGGAUUGUAUGCUGUAUUGUUUAUGAAAUGUAAUUUCUAUGAAUUAAAGUAAAGGGAGUGAUAUGAUGGCCUGGGGGUUAGACUGUUUCCAGUAUUUUAAUGGUUGGAUUGUUCCCCAGUAAUUAGCUGCCAUAGACUUACAGCACAAUAACCACUACACUUAUCUGUAGGGGUUAUGGUACUUACACUGCUACUUUAAUCCAUGAGUACACUGUUUAAAUUACCAUAGGAAAUAGAUUUUUUAAGGUAAAUAAAAAAAACAAAAAAACUGCCGUAUUAAUGAUGAGGGCAAGAUACUGAAGUAAAUAGAGCAUCCAUAUGUAUUACAGUUCAAUAUCGAUGAAUGGUAAACCAUGGGCAUCUGGUAAAUUUCUCUAAAAAUGAAAUUGAGCAAAAUCACCUCUCAGUAGCAAUAUAUGCCGAUGCACUUUUCAAUUCUACAAUUCUAAAGCAAAUUGGUUGCAGGUCUAAAAAAAUAGCUGUAUGUUUUUCCAGCAUUAGUCAGAUGUUCUGUUUAGAGGUGGUCAAUUUUGAAAUUGCACCACAAUAUUUAGACUAUCAGGCCAGGGAUAAUUGUCCAUUUAGAAAAUAAAAGCCUGAUCCGGAGAUAUCUUUAUACAAAAAAAUUACGGGAAGGUUUGUUUCUCGCACACGUGAUGCAGUAUGUCCAUAGGCUUUGAAUUAAGCUGCUAAAGAAUUUAAAAAGGUAGAGUGUAGUUGACCAAAAAACUUACAGGAAGUUCAUAUUGACCGAAAUAUUUUGGUUGGUUUGUAUGUAUGUGUUUGUUUGUUUUUAAAGGUAAACUAAGCCGUUUUCCUGGCACUAUGGCUCCGUAUUGUGCCCAAAGUCUGAAGUGGCUUGGGUGCCUACAGUAUCCAUUUAGUAAGAAAGUAAACAAAAAAAAACAAAAAAAGUUUUAAAAACAUAUGGUAUAGAAAGUUUUUUUUAUUUCAGUUCGGUUGUCUAAUUUUAAGAAUUAAUGAAAAGUCAUGAACAUGCAACCAGAAUUUCUGAUGGCAGUCGCUUUAGCCGUACUGGAACAGACUGUCAAACAGUCAUGUGAAGGAAUCAAAACAUAAACUAAUGAAUGUAAAAACUAUACAGGCUAGUUGUGUGUUGAGAUAAAAAAGACAUCCUAUUUUACAGUUUACUGGGAACGUUUUAUGUAUGCAUGUAUGAAGACGGCAGGAUGUAUGAUCUGGCUUUGACAGUAAAAAUAUUGAGAUCAAAGAAGCCAAUUACUCAUCAUUUCAUCUUUUCAGAUCCCCAUCCAAAACCAGAGUGGAGCGUCGCAUACCUCAUCACGCCACCUCAGUCUCUGCCAAAUCUGCCAUCUUGGGUAAAGUGGGUCAGAUCACCCGUAUCCAACGCGCCAAGGCAAUGGUGGACAGGCGCAAACUUGGACGCAAGAGUUUGCAAAGGCAAAACAUUGCAAAGCAGUUUCAUGAACGCGCUAAUGUGCGACAGCGCACCUUCUUGUGCCAACCACGGCAGCGCCAGAGCAACCACUAA